Molecule: messenger RNA, 6525 nt
Organism: Triplophysa dalaica
Lineage: Eukaryota; Metazoa; Chordata; Actinopteri; Cypriniformes; Nemacheilidae
Gene: pvrl2l
Product: PVR cell adhesion molecule related 2 like
Exons: 7
Coding region: 333-1856 (507 amino acids)
Source: RefSeq, a predicted model, not a curated record
GCUGCGAUGACAUCACAACCAAUUCCAUCGCUCGAGCUUGCCAGCUCUUGAUCGGACAGAAGAAAGCUGCGCGUCGCGUCAGAGACCUCACAGCAUUCCGCGUUUCGCGCAACCGGGCUCAUACAAACACAUACCUGUACACACGCCGGGAGGAGGGCUUAAAGGCUGUUGAUAUAUGCGGGAGGGAGACGACCGUAGAGAUUGAGCUCCCGAUAAGACGAGCGAAACCACACCAUCACAGCGGCUCGCGCUGAAAAGUGAACGAGCUUUUAUGGUAAAGUUUCAAGGAUUGUUUUAACCUCACCCGGACUGCGUUGGCUUACAAGAGCGGAAUGACCGACUUUGCGAUGAUAAACUGUUGCCUGCUUCUCGGCGCGUGUCUUCUGGCCAGCCAAGGGGUCUGGAGUCAGCGCGUGCGAGUGGAUAAUGAAAUCACGGCGUAUCCGAACGGGUCCGUCAUCCUGCGCUGCGAGUUCACCAAGAGCGGCGAAACCAAACUCACACAGGUCUCGUGGAUGUUCGAGCACGUCGAAGGCGAGAGACACAACAUCGCUGUAUACCAUCCCCAAUAUGGACCGAGUUUCCCUAAUCCGCACUUUGUUGGCCGAGUUAAGUUCACAGAAGGCACCCUGGAGACUCCAUCCAUCAGGAUCGACAAACUGAGGAUGGCGGAUGCGGGCAGGUACAUCUGCGAGUUUGCCACUUAUCCCAGCGGAAACGAACAGGGACAAACCACUCUUAUCAUGAUGGCCAAACCCAAAAACUCAGCUGCCCCCGUCCCAGUGCAGGCCGGCUCUUCUGAGGUAGUCGUGGCACGUUGCGAGGCCGCCCAGGGAAAACCCGAGGCUACUAUCUCCUGGAGUGCAGACAUUGACGGCCGCUAUAACCACACAUCAGUGCCUGAGAGCGACGAUACCGUGACUGUGAAGAGCGAGUAUCGGAUCGUCCCGACUCCAUCUCACAACGGAAAAGAACUUGCCUGUCUGGUGAAUCAAAGGGCGCAGAACGAACCUCAGCGGUUUAAUUUGAAGCUGGUGGUGGAGUAUCCCCCCACUGUGUCGAUAGAUGGAUAUGACUAUAACUGGUAUAUGGGUCGGACUGAUGUGAUGUUGAUGUGUCAGGCUGAUGCUAAUCCUGCACCUACUGAUGUGAAGUGGACCGCUGCAUCUGGUCAGAUGCCAGCUACAGUACAGGUGGAUCAGAACAAGCUGUUGGUGAAGAAAGUGGAUGAAACCGUGAACACAACAUUUGUAUGUGAGGUGAAGAACAGCCUGGGAUCUGUAAAGAAAGAGCUCGCCAUCAUCGUCAUCGAGUCGACCGAAGACCCUUCCAGCGCGGGUGUGGUGGCCGGCGCCAUUCUGGGCAGCCUCUUGGCCUUCGUAUUGGUCAGCGCGCUGGUUGCUGUGUUGGUAAUGCGUAGCCGGCGCCAACAGCACGGGUAUUCGGGCGACGGCGAGCAGGGAGGUUACGGCAACAAAACUCGCCUUUUCGGCGGCAAGAAAGCUAGCAAAAACGGCACCGGUGCGAACAACAACGGGCCGAUCUACACGUAUCGCGAGGGCGAGCCGGGAACCCUGACGGCUAAGUGUAACGAAUUCCCACACAUGACCGCCGGCAUGCCAACGGCCCAUGACAUCCUGUUGAGCGGUGACCUAAAUGAAGCACAACGCAGGAAGUUCGAGGCCCUGAACGACAGCAUGGAGGAGGAAGAGGACGAGAGGUACGACCGCUUCGGCGGACUGCCGCCCAGCUACCAAAUCCACCGGCGUGAGGAAGAGUGUGCACCAUACCUUGACGACGACAUGGAGUCUCAGCGAGACGGCUCCAUCAUUUCACGGACUGCCAUCUAUGUCUGAACAGCGAGGAGACGAAGACAAGAUGGAUGUGCGAUACGCCUGACUGAUAUUUACUUGAUCCGUACUUGACCUUUCAAACAGUUUUAAGAAAACGUGCCGUGCAACUGGUUAAUGUUAUUUCUGUGGAAAAAAACACUCAUCAUCUAGACAUUAAACGUUUUAAUGCUGCUCACAUCGUAAUGCAUAGUUUUGUGUGAGGCAUAAUAUGAAAGAUUGACCUGAAGUAUUUGACAUUUGUGCAUUUGGCGGGUGCUUUUAUCCAAAGCGACUUUCAGCGCUUUAAAGGUAAAUGUUUCGUCAGGAAGUUUUGUUCUUUAGACAUUGUGAUUGUGGUGUAACUGUGACUUCUUGAUAUUGCCCGUUUUCCCAAGACUUUCUGUGGUUUAGUCACUCCCAUGAGCACAAUAGGUUAGGCCCUUUAAAAGGUUUAGAAAGUCUUGCAAUGAAGUCUUUGCCAGGAACAUCAUCUCUGAGAACAGCUGGAUCUUUUGUCAGCGAAAGACACAUUGCACCGGUCGUUCCCGGCAUCUAGGUCGUUCGUCUACGUGGCACUGAUCAAUUCAGCCGCCGCUCAACUUUCUCCGCUUUUUAGCUCUUGUUCAUUAAUCGGAUGUCUUGUUACGGUAAAGGAAUUUUCUGAAUGACUCCAGGGGUUCUAGGAAGAGGCGUAAUAAUGUUUUUCCCUCCCCUGUCUUUGCGGAACAGCGUGUUCCAGGCGAUGUUUAAUUCAGGAGGAAGGAAAUGUUGUGCGUUAGCCGCGCGCAUCCUAUGCCGAUGCUGUGAGCGUCCAGAUUAAUCCAGUUAUGUCAAAACUGUAGAAAGCCAAGUCAAAAAUCUGCAAACAGGCCGCUCGUAGGAGCGAACCAAACGCCCACAGUGUGACUUCAACCCUCUCCGGCAGACAAAUCCCUUGUUUUCCAUUAAAAGAAAAACAGUGUUGACACUCUACUAAAAACAGAUUAAGUUGAUUGAUAGAAACCGUGGAUUGGUGGCGUGCCUUCAGAGAGCGCCACUGACGUGCCUUCGAGUGGAGGAUUAUAUGACCGUGGAGUGCGGACGGACCCUGGCGGGAAACGUUAAGCUGGCCAGCAUAUGCUGCUUGGUUCAGUCGAGUCCACGGUCUUGAAAAACUGCCAGCUGUGAAAAAGGUCAAAUGGUAAUGCACUCUCACCGUAUGCUCAGCUGUGAGAUUAGGCCGCUCGGUUUACAGACCGGGCUUUUCUUGAGAGGGUCAGUGGUUUGUUUUGAAGUUUAGCAUAUAAGCUUACUUUUCAAAAAAGAAAUAGAUAUAUGUCAUUUCAGAGGUUUAUUGAUGUCUACUGAUGUUUGUGUAACCUUAAAAAUGUGUGUAUUCCAGAUGUGUUUGCCGUAUUUGGUCAGCGCAUGUUUUGCAUAAUAACAUGGGGAUUGUAUGGAUUCUUUGGCAGCGCUUUGAAUUACUUAAACCGUGAGUCAUUCAUCCUUGGUUUCAGAGUAGCGAGACUUUGGCGGAGGGAAGUUAGACCGAUAAUGACAAAGAAUCCUCUUGCUUCAGCACGCCCGCAUAAAUGUGAUAUCACCCAGACACUUCUUCAAUGCAGCGGUGCAGAUAUACCGUGAGUUAAUUUGGAGAUUAUACUUUCUGAACCCGGCGAGUGUUAAGGCAGUAGUUACUAUAGCCUACAGAGACGUUCACCCACGCGCGCAAGAUUCAUCAUUUUUGUGGCAUCACUGCACUGAAAAAUAAGGAUCGGAAAGCUAUUUUCCCAGAGCUCCCGUGCCUCGAUUUAUUCCGGUUUAUAUUACCGGCCACAAAAACCAAGAUGUGCAGUAUGAAAAGGGGAUGGAAUAAGUGAACAGAGGGUUGUUUGCAGUUGCAGAGGUAUUAACGCCACCAAACCGUUUUAGUUGUGAAAUUGAAUCUGCGUCGGGCAGAUUCAUGCAUUCGGAGAGGCCCGUGAGCUGGGAUAUAGCCGAGAUGGUCGUGCACGUCGAAGUCUAAAAAGAAAUGAGACUUUUUCUACCUAGCAACAUUGCCAAUUGACGUUUUUCAAUGAGUAGCAUUAGCGUUUUAGACAAAACUUUUGUUGAACUUUAGAAUGUUAUAAGAGAAGAUUUGUAUUGAGGGUUAGAUAUUGAUAUCUUGUUCUCGUUUGCACAGUCCCAAGGCUACAUAAAGAUCAAAUAUUGGGUGUUGGUUGGAUCUGUCAAAAGCAUGUCUGGGUUAUAUUUCACCCUAAAGUCAAAAGUGUUGUAUUGAGCUUCAAGAAAAUGAAUCCCGAUUUUGAGCACUAUUAAGACUUUCUGCAUUCAGAUGGUAUUUUUGUUUCAAAUAAGCACAAACAUUAUUUCCCAGACUCUCUAAAAUAAUAGAUUGAAUUUUUUCAUCCAAAAUAUCUAAUGUGUCGAAUUUUAUGCACUCGGUUAGGAAACGUCCAUAUUUUAUUACAACAACCCAACUUAAGUUAAUUGAAUCCCAACAACUGGGUUUGUCCAUAUUUUACUCAAGCAAAGAUUGAAACAAAACUGUUUAGAGAGUGGUCCAAACUUGAUUGAAACAAGUAUGGUUCACAAUUUUAUGACAAAAAGGUAUAUUUUAAUAAUAACUGAUGUAAGUGCCUUCUGGGAUGUGUUUUAGCCUAGAGAUGAAAGUUGGCCCCAUUCAUUGGAGAUUGUGUAAAUGAAUACCAGACCAAGAAAAAAGUAUAAAACAGAAAAACAAGAUUGUUGGCAAAUUGGCCCCAUAUGGUGUCUUUAAUGAAUGCUGUAAGUCAUUACUACCCCAUCAGCUGUGGAGGACUUUCUUUGCUGAUUGCAACUUCUUCGUUUUACUCUGAAAUGUUGUGUUGUCAAAUUGUAACAUUGUCUAUAAAGAACAAUCCGAUGGAACGCAAACUUAGACAGCCAAUCACGGCUUACUUCCUGUUUUUUUUGUAAAUAAUGCUAUUCGACACAAAAUGUUCAUACGUAUCAAAAACUGCUGUACCGCAACACGUCUAUCAGAACUUCAAUCUGUACUUUUGUUUUUAUUUGUUGAGUUUGUAAUUAUAAUGGAUGGAAAUACAGUGCUAUUCUGUGAGGUGUUGAUGGUGUAUCUUGACGUGACGUGUCUUGUGCGUGACACAUAUAUAUAUAUAUACUGUAUAUGUAUGUAUUUAUCAUCAAGAUAUCCAGUAAAAGUGUAAGUAUUUAUCAGUACUGUAAAUAACAGUAGAGGUCACAUAUGGCCAAAACCAAAUAUAAGAGCAGACGUAGUACACUAGAUCAGAGUAGAUGAGAAUAACCUCAGUUGCCUUGAUGCGGGUGGUGUUGCCUCCCGAUGUAGCUUUCCAGGCGCACACUAGUUAGUUUGGACAGUACGGUAGACUGACGUUCACACAUAAACAUUAUGCACUGACACCCUACAACACUUAACGCGUAUUCGUACUCGACUGUAGCUUACACAUGUCUAAGAUUGUCAUAUUUCACUCCAAAGUCGACAAAGAAAUGUUUUUUGCGAACUAAUAAAUGAUUUUGACUUUGUGACAUUUGAUUGCACACUGAUGGCAAAAAAAUUUCAUUAAGUUUUUAUUGAUCAUGGUAGCAUUUGUUAUAUUGCAAUUUAUUAAAUUCCUUUUAAUGUAUGCAAACUGUAAUAAUAAAUUGCUAAAUUCUGGUAAUGAGAAACUAAUGAGAAUAGCCAUAGAGAAUCGUGAGGAAAAUGUCCAGAUGUGUUACGGUAAUGAGAAUUGAACGUGGUUAAUUUCCUUUCAAAUAAUGUCACAAUGCAGUCUCAAUGGAACUUAAGCAGCCUUAAUUAAAAGUAAUCGAUUUUUUCUUUGGAUUUGGAGUAAAAUAUGACCUGGACAUGUAAGAUUCACCUUCGGUGCACCCCGCACACACUGUUGCUGCCAAGGAUUUGUUCUCCAUAAAAAAACCAAGAUACCAAUUACACUGACGUCUAACACUAUUAUCCUAUUUUGCAAAAGACAAGAUCAAUAUUCUUCUAAGUUUCCACCUUUCGCUGGUCGUGGGGUUUUAUUACCCAGAAAGAUGAAGAGGGAACCGCUGGGGCAUUAAUCCUCUUUGAAAAUAGUGCCACAGCGGGCAGAAUACCGCCGGGGUAAAAACCAAUGUUUUUGGCAUGCAAUUACGCAGCCUGUCCUCGACUACUGUUCUUUUUUGUCGAAAACAGAAAUGGGUUAUUGCAUCUUCAGUUUGCAACUGCCUCUAGUCUCAAAGCAACUCGGAGCCAUUAAGCGAAAUUGUGAUUCCGCACAAGGUGUUUUCCCACUCGGUUCCGUCUCAUCAGCUUCUUGUGGAUACUAUAAAUAAAUUAGAGAACGAGCAAACGCAUUACUAAUUGAUACGCAACCCUGAAUUACCUCCACGUCGUUCCAUUGUUCUGCGUUUGGCUUUGCUGCUUUUUUUGUUUUUAUUGUGUACAAGAUGCUUCGUCUCUCUUUCAGGGGGAAGGAACUGUUUAAUGUCACACACACACAAAGACACUUCAACUUGUAUGGUGUGUUUAAUUGGAGCAAAGAAGAAUAACGCUGUACGUUCCAAACCCCUGUUUGUCCUGUCACAUUAUUUUUGUAUACUGGUUGUAAUUAAAACCUGGUGGAUUUCUAAAUAUUCUGUCUUACGUGUGUUUGUUGACCUCAUGUUUCCUUCGUUUUGUGGUUUCUGUGGAGUGUUGCUUCAAGCAUCA